Molecule: messenger RNA, 7758 nt
Organism: Rhineura floridana
Lineage: Eukaryota; Metazoa; Chordata; Lepidosauria; Squamata; Rhineuridae
Gene: PEA15
Product: proliferation and apoptosis adaptor protein 15
Exons: 4
Coding region: 356-748 (130 amino acids)
Biological process (GO): regulation of apoptotic process; MAPK cascade
Molecular function (GO): protein binding
Source: RefSeq, a predicted model, not a curated record
UCAGCACAAAAGCCAGGCAGGCAGGCAGGCAGGCAGCCUCUGUCUGUCCCUCCUCUCUCCCUCCCUCCGUCCCUCCUUUCUCGCCGCCGCGCCUUGCACUCGCUCCAGCUUCCCCUGCUGACAUCACUCGGCGCGCAGGAGUCGAGACGAGACGAGCGAGGAGGGCAGAGCGAGAGCGAAAGCAGCCGGAGCUGGAGGGUGGGGUGGCCGCCCGGGCAGGAGAGCCUCGCCAACCAGCGCCAAAGGAGUCGCCGCUCGACAGCCGCGGCGUGUCCCGGCCAGAGAGAGAAGGGCCGGCCGGCGGUGCCCAAGGAGACCGAGCCUCCUCCGGCGCUUUCCACCUCUCGCCGCGGAGAUGGCAGAAUACAGCAGUCUGCUGAAAGAGCUGGCUGAGAACAUCACCAACGAAGACCUGGACCAGCUGAAGUCAGCCUGCAAGGAGGACAUCCCCAGCGAGAAGAACGAGGAAAUCACCACUACCAAGGACUGGUUCAGCUUCCUUGAAAAGCACAAGAAACUAGACAAAGACAACCUCUCCUACAUCGAGCACAUCUUUGAGAUCUCGCGCCGCCCUGACUUGCUCACCAUGGUGGUUGAGUACCGCACCCAAGUGCUGAAGAUCUCUGAGGAGGAUGAAGUGGACACAAAGCUGACCCGGAUCCCCAGUGCCAAGAAAUACAAAGACAUAAUCCGGCAGCCCUCUGAAGAAGAGAUCAUCAAAUUGGCUCCACCACCCAAAAAAGCUUAAAAGUAGGGGGGGGAGGAGGAGGGGAACAGUCGGGAGGAGGGCGAUGGUCGCGCACCUUUCCUGCCCUGUGUCCUGUACAGCUUCAGCUGCCCGCUCUCUCCUCCUCCUCCUCAGAGGGUGCCCUUCCCUUUCUCUGUCACGAUCCAUGUCUCUUGUGCGAGGGUGGGGUUGGGGAGCAGCCUUGGCCACGAAGGGAGUCUUAAUCUGCCCCACUCCCCCCAGAUACUCUUCACUUGCCCCACAUUGUCGCUGACAGGUACGGAGCAGCCCUCUCAGAGGGCUGCAGACACCUGCCCAGGAUGGGUGGGUUGGUGGCCAGGAGGCUGGAAGACUGUUGCUACGCAAACAUGGGUUCCACCCCCACGCACCCACAGGGAAGGGGCAGACCCCCCCCAAAUUGAACACUCCCAAAAUCAAAAGCCUUGAACUUUUGCUGUUGUUGUUAAGCAAGAGGUGAGGAUGAGCCAGUGAAGUUGGAUAGAAGGAGAUGAAAGCAAGUUGGUGGGUUUUCAAAAGUGGCACUGGGAGCCCUCCCCACUUCUGGGGUGGAGCUGGCCUCAAUGAAGGCUGCAGUUUGCAGGGGAGAGAAGAGGGGCACGUACGCACUUGGAGGAGUAGACGGCUGAGGGAGCGUUUGCCCCUCUGCUGCAAGCAAUAGGGUUGUGAUGGUGGGGAGGCUGCGGGGAGGAACUCAGCCCAGGUGUCAGGAGAGAAAAGAAUCCUGGCAAGCAAAGGUCUCCUCAGCUGGCAGCAGUGAGAAAGGGGUGCCUCAGGAGUGCAGUGUGAACAUCACACCCUUUUGCUGAGAUGUGCAGGGGCGGGGGGGCGCAGGCUGCAGGCUGUCACUCCUAGGAGCAGGACAGGAGGGCUUGCCAGCCUUCAGUCACCCCGAUGACUCUGUUGCCGCUGAGCCAUGCUCCUCGCAGUCCCCUCCCUCCCGCCUCUGGCCUGCACCGUCUCCCUUCCAGGUGGUCAUUCUGACUGCACCGUGUUGCUCCUGUAGCUGCCCGAGAGACCUUCCUCCCACCCCCACUCCCUGGGCAAUAGUCAGUGGCUUCUGGUGUCACUGCAGGCUCUUAAGAAUUUCCUGACACCCCCUCCCCAAAAAGUGUGUGUGCACGCGUGCAAGCACACGGGGAGCUGGGAAUUUGUACAUCCCAGGCAGUGGGAGAUGCUCUUCUCUUCAGCCGUGCAAACUGCAAAUAGAUAUUUUAGCUGGACCAGCCGUUCUGAAAGGGUUGGGCCCAACUGGAUGCACAGCAAAAUGGGGAGGGGGCAUAUCCCUUCUCCCCAAGAGUGUUGGUUUUGAACAGAUGGAGGGCUGGGGAGCACCACUGCAGGGUGGUGGGAGAACGUAUCUGAGCGUGGAGGGGGUCAAGCAGAGGGCAGGCGCUGGGUGGGUGCAGCUGAAGAGAGGUGGAUUGAGAACAAAACCUUGUUGCAAAGGCCGUUUGAUUCAGGGGGGUCUCCUCCUUCCCCGUCACUUCUGCUAACACCGGGGGGAGGGAGGGGGGAGGAGUGCCAAUUGAUUCCCACUGGUCUGCCAGCCUACGUGCCCACCCGCGGUCAACUUUGUGCCUUUCCUCUGUGUCGUUUGUACCGCCGUCGCCUCUCCUUCGACUUGCUCCGUUGGUGCCUCUGCCUUCCCUGUUGUCGCCAGAAACGCUGACCCUCCUCUUCUCCCAUUGACUCUUCUUCCUCAGGGGGCUGACAUGGUGCCACUUCUGCCCCUGCUUAGCCACGCGCACCCCACCCCCCACUGGACAUUUCCACACGGGCACCAUGGUUCAUUGACCGUGUGGGCUGCCGCCUUCCAUCAUUGGGGUAAGGUGUGUCCAGCCAGCUCUCAAUGCUUUACGUUUGUUGGGGGCUUGCCGUGAUUUCCUAUUCAGCUGGUGGACCACCUUGCUGUGCCCAGUGGCGGCAUUAGCACUCAGUUCCAUGCCAUAUUUGGGGGUGGGUGGGUGGAUAGGCAGAUGGGGGCACCUGUGUCCCCUUCUGUCCAGCCGGCAGGGGCUGUCCCUUGCCCCCUAUUCUUGACGCGCCCAUUGGCAUCAACACCAUCCAUGGGGGUAGGACUUUGUGACUUCCUGUGGAAGUGCCUGCCUCCCACGCCCCCACCCAGGAUGCAGAACCCAGCAUGGAGACAGGACUCACUCUUACAACACCCAGAUUUCAACGUGGAUGGCUUUAACGUGACGCGUUGAUGCCCCAAUGAUGCCGCGGCUAUCAGCACCCCACAGAGACUGCUGUAGCCUGCGCCAUGCCCGGACCUGAGGCUGCUUCAUAUGUUACAAGGCCAGCCAGGCCCCCUUCCAUCACCCUCUUCAAACCGUAGAGACAUGCAUGUCUUGAGUAAACCAGGGAACCCCUGACAGGGGCCUGUUUACACUUAGAGAGCGAUACACGUUGCCUCCCUCUGUGGCCCACGGGGGCUAAGGAGCCGCCUCUCUGUAGAAAAGCAGGACAGAAAUUGUUUAAAUAAAUAAAUCCACAAUCCUCUCUCCACACACAGUUUAUUUCCUCUGUGCAAGGUGCUGCAGAUGGAGUUAUAUGUAGACGGUCCCACUGUCCCAAAUGGCUGCUUUUUGGGGGGUGAGUGGAGGAGGCACAUGACUGUUUCUGGAUGCCUAACGCUGUGAGUCUGGCUGUUACGUCUGUCUCUGCCGCAGCUUCCCUUGCACAUUAGACUAACGGCACCUGUUCUGGUGGGGGGGGGGUGGAAAGAGAGAGAGAGAAAGCUUCUAGUUUUUUUUUAAAAAAACCCACCAAACAGUAGAACUCAUUUCUAUUGCAUCAGACUGCAAAAGAAAUUUGCUGUUUUAAUAUAUAUAUAUAUAUAAUUUAAUUAAUGCUGGAAUCUGCGCUGUCCAUCUUGGUUUUGUUAGACAGGUAUUUCUUCUCCUCUUCCCCCCCCCUUGCAGUAGUGUGGUGUUCUUUUGUUAUGUAUCAGCAGCUGGGCUAGGUCUGUGUUUCUUUCUGAUGAGGCAUCUCGUUGAGGUCUGUACCCCCCUCCCCCCUAAAUGCUUUCCUCCUCUCUGCCCCUCCCCAAUUUUCUCAGAACCUCCAUCUGCCACACGCAGCCCGGGCCUUGCCUUGCAAGGAUUCAGUCCCCCUGGGUCAGCAUCUUGGCUGCACUGGAAGCUCUUGCCCCACCUUGACUGGGGACCAAGGAGAUUCGCCCGGCAGCACGUCUGGAUACAAAACUCUGUGUGCCGUGACUGUUCGGAAGUCCAGAGAGCUGACAGAAAUGGCUGUGUGCUUGGGGGUGUGUGGGGGAUGUCAACAACACAAUGCUCCGGUUCCAAGUUGACUAGGCUACAGUCCCUACAACCAGGUUCAAGAGUAGUCAUCCCCCUAUUCAGCACAGAGGAGCUUAAGAGUAAACAGGCACAGAAUGGCAUAGCAAAGAAAUCUGAACAGAUUGACUUCCUUCUUUCUGAACUGGAAAUGCAGCGAGCCAGAGUUUGAAGGGCGUGGGGCAGCGCCAAGGACUACAGUGCACCCAGCUGGGUUCUAACCACUGCAUAAAAUUCUUCUGGAUGGGGUCAAGCCUGAUCAAGUGGCCCAUACAGAGCAUGAAACAAGAGCCGAGGCCUGCUGCUGUAGCCAUGCACACACAGCCAUUCACUGGGAAGGAAGCAUCUUGCACCUGGGGGAAGUCCGUGGGGUGCAGCAGGGAGCAGCAAAACAAGACACUGCUUGCUCUCAACUGAGUGGCCAGGGCCGUGAAGGGAUCUGGGCCCACAGGGCAGCAACCUCCACCAGACUUCUGUUGGCUCCAAGGUGCUCUCUAAAGGACCCUCUUUCUAAUGCCUGAAAGCAAUCUUAACAGGUAGAAGAGCUUCAGCAAAUGCCGCAGGUGCCAAGAACUGCACAAAGCCCCCACAGGGAGAGAGAAAGGGGUCGGUGGAUGGGCUGUUGCUGCCUUUGGCAGCCCCUUCCUCCCCUUCCAAGUUCUUGGUAGUAGCAGAAUCCAGCCCUGGGGAAGCCACUGGCCUCGCUCACCACUGCCCUCCCUCCCCGACUGCUUUCUGCCAGUCCAAACCCUCACUGCCACUUCUUGUUCCACAAGGCCCAAAGCAAAACCAAGGCAUCAGUCACCCAGGGACUGAGACAGAAGGCUGAUCAUUAUUUCAACUGGCCUUAAAAGUAUUCUUCUCUCUUCUGAUGUUUACAGCUGAACAGUUGGUGGUGAUGUCACUGCAAAUUAGCAAAUUGGCACAGGGUAAAAAUAGUGUCAGAAAGGAAAGUGGGGGGGGGGAGGCUGGAAUUUGAAGCGAACAAACAACUCGGAACGAAAUGAAUAGCAAAGCAGCCGAUGGGGAGCAUCUCAGACUCGCAGGGCGUGUAAAACCCUUUUUGCUGUGGGUUCACAGCUUAUGUGCAGUCACUGAGUCUAAAUCCGCAGCAAGCCUGAUGAGACAUGUCCAGACAGAAGCUCCCAAUUAACCUAUUGGCUGAUAGGUCAGGGCUGGGGAACAUCUCUGGGCCUCCAGAUGUUGCCAGACUCCAGCUCCUAUCAUCCCUGACCAUUGGACAUGCUGGCUCCUACAGCUGCUUGAGAAUCCAACAACACCUGGAAGGCCAUAGAUGUUCCCCUGCCCUGCAGGAGGUGAAUAGUCUGUGGCAAGUAGCAGGCAGGAGGGGCUGUAUGCUGCUGCUGCAGCAUUGCAAAGGCGCACCUUUUGGAUCACGCUGCAUGCUUCAUUGGGGCCACAAUGUACAACAGACACAUACCCCUGCAGUCGUUCAGGCUGCUUGUGCUGACGGGCUGGCCUGUGCUGAGCCUCACAAUAAAUGGCCAUGCCCACCACGUGACUCGCCCCUGUUCAAAAAUUCAACAAGUAUCAGAACUCUGGACAUGGCAUCAGACUUUUUGCUGCUGGAGACAAGCCACCACCACCAAAUCCCAGACAGGUGCAGGCUGCCCUGAGCAAGGCACUCUUAGGAAUCCAUUUACACGCUCCAGUGGCGAGCACAGCUGAUGAAACUGGUGGAUCAGGUCUAUCUAGCUCAGUAUUGUCUUCACUGACUGGCAGGGGCUUUCCAGGAUUUCAGACGGGACAUCCCCAGUCCUACCUGGAGAUUCCAGGGGUUGAUGCUGGGGCCUUCUGCAUGCAAAGCAGGUGCUCCACCACCGACCUAUGGAUAGCAAGACUCUGUGCUGCUUAAACGUGACAAGCCUCUUUAUAAAACAAAGAACAAAGCAGAUUUCAACAUAUGCUACAAUUAACUCUGCCACAAAACUUCCUUACCCCAAUAUGAGCACAAAACGGCAAUUUCUGAGCAACAUAAGUAUUACCAACAGAACCACUUUUACCAUCCCUGUUUCAAAAUGGCAUCACAUGGUCAGUUUUCGGUGCAUUAAUACACUUGGCCCUCUUAGGCCUUUAGAAAUGGGGCAUGUUGAAAGGGAAGCAAGUUUUUAAAAGACUAGGUCCUAGACAACUUUCCUUGCUUCUGGUUUUCCCAGAUUUCAGCAUAUUAUUAUCCAACGUCAGUAUAAAAGGUCCUUUUGGUAAACAGAUCCUCAGUUUAAGUUCAGAUGUGUGAAUUGUGGGCUGUUGUGGUUGGACAGCCAAAAGAGGGAAACACAUCACGGCACAAAUCCUGUCCCUUCUCUCUGCCAGCUCUCUGCCCUUUCUCCCUCCCUCCAGCUCCUCCCAAUCCCCAAUGCUCAGACCGUGCUAACUGUGUGUACAUAUAUAUUAUAAAUAUAUGUAUAUUAAAUAUAAUAUUAAGUGUUUUAGUGUUAACUUAUUCUCUUUUUUUGUCAUGUGGACCAAAAAAAAAAAGGCAAACAGGAAAUGUAACAAAGUAUCACAAUUUUUGAUUAAAGAAGUAUUUUUUAAAAUUACAAAACCGCAUACGUCAGUAUAGCAAGUAGCGGAUUGCUGAUUAUAGAACUAGCUGUACACAAUUUAGUUAAGCCUACACACGCACCCCUCCCAACAGAGACACAACAGAGUACCUUGAAGGGUUGUUGUGAGGAUCAAUGGAAAAAGUCUAGACAAAAAAGCAGUCCCAUCCUGUAUUCACCACAAGUGAGUGGGGAGGUUCAAGGCCUAUGGGAAACACUUACUGCCUGCCCCCCAUCCCACAAGCAAAUUAACUUGGUUGUUGCAAGGGGGGGUUACUUCUGGGCUAUCCCCCGAGAAUGAAGGAUGUCCCAGUUGAAUCUCAGGAUCAUGCUGUACUAUUAUGCCACUUAAUUUAUUUUCUUUGCCUCAGUCAACAAGCCUUCCCUCUCCCCCCACCCCACCUCAGCCAUGCAGGCGAGAUGCAGAGCCUACCUUAAAUCUGUUCCAGCCUGUCACUCAUUUCUCCCUCUUUCCAAAUGGAACCAAACACUGCUAGCUUAAAUAGUCAUAAACGUACAUUCAAAAACAAAGACAGCAGCCAUCAGGAUUGCUGAUUCCAAGCAGGAGUCGUGUCCUGAAUAAAUAUUGGCUGGCUACGUGUCCCCGCUGAAAUCAGUGGGUGCAGCCAUGCUGGACUGUGGGCACUAUGCAGACCCAAAGUCCCUGGUGCUUUUUUCCAAGCAAAUGGGUUGUGUCAGGUGCCAGUUAUGGAUAGCAAAGUGCCGCUCUCUGCCCUGCAGAAGCAAGCAGCUCUUCAGUAGAGCGCAGGCCCUGCCUGGAAUCGAGAGGCUGGCUUAGGCUGCCUGCAACCCACCCACCGAAGUGAACAGGAGGGGGUCUCUGCAGCUCCCACUGCCAGCUCUUGAGCUUGCACCCAAAUUUGUAUCCUUCUCAAAGUGGAUUUUAUUAGCACUUGUCGUGCUCGUUCCUACCCUCUUCUUUAAGUAGUUAAUUUCAUUUUUUUUAAAUGUUUCUUUAAUCAAAAUGUGUCAAAACUAGAAAGCAAUUUCUUAGGAUUCAGUAAAACAAAUGGAAGUUGUCUCCUGCUUUGCUUACUCUCCCCCCCCCCCCAUUUUCACUCCAAAAUGUAAUGAAAAGUCAUUGUGCUGAUAAUGGAAAUAAAAGUCAAAAGGUAUUGUGUACAAA